Molecule: messenger RNA, 671 nt
Organism: Electrophorus electricus (electric eel)
Lineage: Eukaryota; Metazoa; Chordata; Actinopteri; Gymnotiformes; Gymnotidae
Gene: fabp4a
Product: fatty acid binding protein 4a
Molecular function (GO): lipid binding
Source: RefSeq, a predicted model, not a curated record
GUCCGGCUGGUCAGUUUGUGUCGUGUGAGUUACCGUAGAGUUAGGUCUCUAUUAUCAACAAUCCAGGUGUAAAGAUGGUUGAGAAUUUUGUGGGAUCUUGGAAGAUGAUUACCAGCGAGAACUUUGACGAAUAUAUGAAGGCUCUGGGUGUGGGUUUUGCCACCCGUCAAGUAGGGAACAGGACCAAGCCCAACCUUAUAGUUGGAGUGGACGGUGAUGGAUGGAUAUGCAUGAAGACACAGAGCGCAUUCAAAAAUACCGAGAUAAAGUUCAGACUAAAUGAGGCAUUUGAGGAGACCACUGCUGACGACAGAAAGACAACGACUAUUGUAACCCUUGAGAAUGGCAAACUUGUGCAAAAACAGUCCUGGGACGGCAAAGAGACAGCAAUAGAGAGGGAAAUGAUUGACGGAAAAUUAAUAGCGACAUGCAAGAUGGGAAACGUGGUGGCAGUGAGAACUUAUGAGAGAGAGAAAACACGUUAACGCCUGAUUUGAUUUGAGGAUGCCUGGCUCAGUUUAAUGAGCAGUAAGACCACAGGGUCCUUUUAUCUCUCUUGUUUCUUUGUUUUUUUUUUCAUCUUUGACAACAAAGCCAAUGCAUGCAGUGCAUUUUUAAGACACAUUUAGCAUUAAAUCUGAUGUCUUAAAUAAAAGUUUUAUUUUACUGGU